Molecule: messenger RNA, 798 nt
Organism: Penicillium hordei
Lineage: Eukaryota; Fungi; Ascomycota; Eurotiomycetes; Eurotiales; Aspergillaceae
Exons: 1
Coding region: 1-798 (265 amino acids)
Source: RefSeq, a predicted model, not a curated record
AUGUCUAUCUUGAUUAUUGAAACUGUGGAGAAGAAAACCAAUGCUUCUGAGCACGGGGACAAGAAGCCAGCUCCCUCCAGCCGCCAACUAGUCCGAAUCAUUACCGUCCUCUACCGCAAAGGCGGCCUCCGUCUUCUCCUGAAUGGCAUCGAUUCCGCCUGUACCUACUGGGCGAUGCACUCCUCGGUAUCAAAAUUAUCAAGCAUCCUACUUCCCAGUCCGGUCGCGUAUAUCAUCGCAUCAGUCCUGCUCGCCGAGAAGCAUUUCUUCUGGACUGCGCGCACCAUCCUUCCGCGUGAUCAGCUGCACCUCGUGCCCGAACCCCGUGACUGGCAACGAUGGAAAGCCUUAGUGAUUCCCACUUUGGUCUAUGCCGUAGUCGAAAUGGUGAUGAUGCAUGUGCCGGCUCUAUUUGAUAGCGACCUCACCGGACCGGACGAGGAAGUUGCUAGAGUUGGACUGUCGUACAUUGUGGGAUCUGACAUCCUGAUAGCCGGGUUGAUGCUUUUUGCCCAGCUGUUUCUCCUCUUUCCCUCUUAUAUAGUGUUGAUCCUGGCCCACGCGAGUCUUCUGCCGCCCGACUGCGAAACACUGGUCUUUAUCCCGAGAGAGAAACAGCGGGGCAGACGGGCGGGGGAGAUAUUUGCGGUUGACAGAGGACCUCUACGAGCACAGGAGGCGGUGCAGAUGGUUGGGGUGGCACGGUUGCUCUGCUGUCUAGAACUGCAUGGGAAGAUGUGUUUAUGUUUGUUUGGGGUUGCCGCUGUGGUGCAUUCGGUAGUCUACUCUAUGAAGUAG